GAACAUCUCACCAAAAUUCGUAAGACAUCGAAAGACGAGCUGACUUUUAAAUAAUAUCCGGACCUAUAUACCCUACUUACCAACCACAAUGUCAGCAACAGAGGAAUCGCCAGCCCAGCGGGCAGCUCGCCUCCGGCGUGAACGCCGCGAAGCUAAAAUUAGAGCAGAUGGUUCUGCGAGGCUCGACAAGAUCACCAGUCUCAGUGGACGGACACCUGCAAACACAUUGAGGGAGGAUUCUCCCGCCUCACUUUCCGAUUCUACCCCAACCCCCGAACACCGCCCACAUGCACCGCCGAAAUCCAUUUCCCCUCUACCUCCAUCGCCCAAUGUCGAAGAUCAGACUCCCGAAGGUCUCAAAGCACAGGAAGAGUAUCUGCGGGCUCUUUUACGCUCACAACAGCCUUUGGACCAACAGACUCCUGAGCAAAACCCAACGGCUUUGCUAAGCAGCUUAUUAGCUGGAGGACCAGCUGGCAGCGAUACCUUCCCUGGCGGCGGAGAAGGCCCAGCGUUUAAUCUAGCCGAUAUUGCUUCCGGCUUUGGUGUUCCACCAUACCUAGCCAAAUUCUUCUUUGGCGGGAAUUCGCAACCUGCUUCGCCGGCGGAGCAACGGAUUACAUCCAUUUGGAAACUCGUACAUGUGGUGUUCUCUCUAGCAAUGGGCAUAUAUUUACUCAGUCUGUUCCGGUCCUCUGUUUUGACCUUCGGACCGAAUCCUCCGCCUCCUGCAACUGCCCAAAAUCCGUUUGUACUGUUCUUGACUGGGGAGGUUGUGUUGUGUGGAACGAGAGUUUUGACACGAGCUAGAGACGGCGAACUCAAGAAUGCACGGGCUUGGAUACAGAUUCUGAGAGAGCUCGUGAGGGAUGGGAGAAUUGCAGUGUUUGUCCUUGGUGCUGGGAUGUGGUUGUUUGGUGAAGAGAAGUCUGAAGAUAAGUCAUGAUGUUUAUACGGCCAUAAUGCGAAAUGUCUAAAUAUUUUUACGAACCAAAUGCUAGCCUCUGGGCGAUUUUAACAGGAAUAUGGAUGAAUAUCCAGCCCCCUGUUUACGGAGUAGUUUUAUCCACUUCCUAAGCAGAAGAAAAAUCUCCCGCGUCAUUUCACUCGAUCUAGCACACCCUGGAUUCUGGUGCUUUUAUCCUAUUUUUAGAUCCGGAGAGGGCGAAUUCUCGGGAGCUCUGGGAAUACAUCAGUCACAUGUUGCAAAAUAAUGUAGGCCGUGCACCCCAGAAAAUUAUUAGAAAAUGAGUUCCUUGUGAGCGUUCUUUGCACACAUGUAAAUUCCAAAUCAGGUUAGUGACAUCUCAUUGUGACUCUCAUAGGCGACAAGCUAGAUAACUAUGCACCCUCCACUUAUCUCAGCAGGCUCAGACGGUCAGACCUCUAUUCUGCUCAGUUGCAGAUAUUACCUGAGUAAUUCAGCAUGACAGUAUAUCUGGGGAAAAAUUAUAUAUUUUCAGAGAAUAUUGAUAUUAUAUAACUUUGAAUUUCAAU
Messenger RNA from Blastomyces gilchristii SLH14081, 1497 nucleotides. RefSeq lists its product as uncharacterized. NCBI's taxonomy places the organism in Eukaryota, Fungi, Ascomycota, Eurotiomycetes, Onygenales, Ajellomycetaceae. Gene Ontology annotation, biological process: retrograde vesicle-mediated transport, Golgi to endoplasmic reticulum. The coding region runs from base 89 to 946 and encodes 285 amino acids. The transcript has 2 exons. The record is from RefSeq and is a predicted model, not a curated record.